CGGCAAGCUACCGGUGCAUACGGGCAUGGCUGCGAGCUGCACUCGUAGGACACACUAGGAGAAGCUGCUAGGAUAUAUAUCAUGGGAACUAUGGCGCAGAGUUCGUCGAACAUCAGAGUCCGGAUACGGUCCGACAAAUCCCACCUUCCAUAAAAUCAAAGGGCAAGUCACGACGCAGAAAGCAACUCGAUCGCAAUGCCACCGACCAAGUCGGUGCGGAAGAAGCCGAGCGUGCACCGGCAGACGCAGUGCCGGAACAACCAGCGCCGGUACCGCGCCGAGGCCCGGGCGCGCCUCGAUUUCCUCCAAGGCGCCGUCGAGCGCCUUGGCACCGAGACAGCCCGCCUCGAAGGCCAAUGCGACUCGCUGUCGCUGGCCGUGCAGCGCCUCCCGCCGCCUUCGUAUGUCUCGGUGGACCUCCACAACAUUGCGCGCUGCCGCGAGUACUGGCUCAUGUUUGAGAACGGCUACGCCAUUCACGAUGCGGCGACGGCGACCGCCCAAUCGGCCAUGCUCCGCAGCCUCAUGCACCACGACGUCGAGGUCAUGGGCCAUCGCGGCAUCGAGAAAGUCCUCUCCAACUGGACGCAGUAUGCGCGCUGGUUUCGGACGCUGCAGAAAGUCGGGUCGGCGUGGGACGUGGUCGGCGUCGACGAGAGCACGCGCAUUGUCACGGGCGUCGGCACCAUCACGCUGCGCAUUGGCCGCGAGACUGUCGGCGCGCUCUGCCCGCAGCUGCUCUCGAACGAGCCCCUCAUGCAGCGCAUCGUCGGCCAAGAGAUCGUGUGCCCAUGCACGCAGCUCUUCUACAUGACGCUCGUUGACGACCGCGUCAUGGUGACGCGCGUCGAGACGGACUUGAACAUGACAGUCGGCCUCCUGACGCUGCUGGGCUCCCUCCACGAUGUCAGCGACGUCAUGACUGGCGUCCAGCUCGCGCCCGACGCCGAGCUCACGUGCUGGAUCCCACCGACGCCGAGCUCGCCGCCGCAGCCCCUUUUGCAGUCCGCCUACGACUGCCGAUAAGACCUUAAUCGAUGGCGCGCACUGCCGUAGCCCGUCUUUUGAACCUCGU
Saprolegnia diclina VS20 is the source of this 1075-nucleotide messenger RNA. RefSeq lists its product as hypothetical. The coding region runs from base 196 to 1026 and encodes 276 amino acids. The transcript has a single exon. Lineage: Eukaryota; Oomycota; Saprolegniomycetes; Saprolegniales; Saprolegniaceae. The record is from RefSeq and is a predicted model, not a curated record.